AUGCUCCUCACUUUCUCUUUGCUGUACUUUCACAAGACUCAUGUUGAGCGUCCAUCACGCGCGGCGAUACGCAUCCCCACCAAGAUGCGGGAUCCCCUCCAUACGCUUUCGAUACAACACCAAAUCACUCCCGCUCCCGACUCCUUCCUCCACCGACAGGAAAAUCGCGAGAGGAGGGGUUGUGCGGCCCUCGCGCGCGGCACUCUCGCCACUGCGCUCAGGGACGGCCACGCGCCCGUA
This is a messenger RNA of Iphiclides podalirius (scarce swallowtail), 240 nucleotides long. The record is from the annotation of a GenBank genome assembly. NCBI's taxonomy places the organism in Eukaryota, Metazoa, Arthropoda, Insecta, Lepidoptera, Papilionidae.